GUUUGUUUGGUUUCGUGACGUAUCUGAGCGCGCUUAGGCGCUUUCUCUGAAACAAACCGACAAAUUUCAGUAGACAGCUUAUAUGAUCCUCCGGUGAGAACUUUCUAAGACGCAUAUGAAUGCGUUCGUUGCCAAUCUUCGGCUGCUUCAGUAAUCCGGUCACUCCGUGAACGAUAUGGAGGCGCGCGCAGAUGUAAAGAUAUUGGAACUAAACGCCAGCAAGGCGGGUCUUCAAGGAGUCGACAAGGAUCAUGUGAACAGGAUUAUCCAAGAAGCGUCGAAAGGAACGCCUUAUUACGAGCACCAGCGGAAGCGUCAGCGACGUAUAAAUGUGAAGAUUGAGGCCAUGCUUGCCGAACUGAAGACCUUGAGCCCCGCGCAGCUGCAAGCCUCUCAGUGCCAGAUGGAUGCCAUUGCUGAGAGGAUGGAGUACACACGUGACUUGAACAGAGUCAUCGUGCAUGUUGACAUGGAUGCCUUUUAUGCAGCUGUAGAAAUGCUUGAAAACCCAUCAUUGCGAGACAAACCAAUGGCAGUUGGUUCUAUGGGAAUGCUGUCAACAUCAAACUACGAGGCCAGGAAAUUUGGUGUACGUGCAGCAAUGCCUGGAUUCAUUGGCAAGAAGCUGUGCCCAUCAUUAAUAAUUGUUCGUCCAAAUUUUGACAAAUACACUGCAUUCAGUAGAAAGGUUCGACAAGUGCUUGUACAAUAUGAUGAAGACUUCACACAAGUUGGUCUAGACGAAGCAUACCUGGACAUCACUGAAUAUAUGGUCAACCAUAAUGUUGAAGCUGAAGAUGUUGUUCAAGAAAUGAGACAGAAGAUCUUUGAUGCAACACAAUUGACAGCAAGCGCAGGCAUUGCCGCCAACAUGUUUUUGGCGAAGGUCUGUUCUGACAUACGCAAACCAAACAACCAGUUCAGGCUUCCUAAUGAUGUUGAUUCUAUCCGCAAGUUUGUGUCCUCUCUUCCAAUCCGCAAAGUACCAGGUAUAGGUGGUGUGCAAGAACAGCUGUUGAUGGCCCUUGGCGUGCACACAUGUCAUGACAUCUGGAUCAGGCGGGCUGAAAUCGGUCAUCUCUUUGGGGAGGUUACAGCACGAUUUUACCUUCGUGCAGCACUUGGCUUAGGUUGCACUGAAGUCAAAUGUGACUCAAAUCGGAAGUCAAAAAGUGUGGAGGAAACAUUUGCGGAAAUAAGCAAUCCUCAAAACCUCAUCUCAAAGUGUGAGGAACUUUGUGAAGAGCUGCACCAACAAAUCCAAGAAGAAGGAAUAUCUGGCAGAGUGGUGACAGUGAAGAUGAAGACUGUCAUGUUUGAUGUGAUGACGCGCAGCAUUACCUUGGAAAAUGCAACUUGCAAGUUGGAGACCAUCAAACAAGCAGCCUUGCGACUUCUGCAGCAAGAAAUUGCUGCUGCCAAGCCUGGCCAGCCCCUUCGAUUACGUCUAAUGGGUGUCCGGCUGUCUGGCUUAGAUGACGGUGGGCCUUUAUCCUCAUCUCAGCCAACGUUAUCAGCAUUCUUGUCUGCCAGAAGAACAGCCCAGUGCCCUAUAUGCCAGAAGACAUUGGAAAGCAGCUCCCCUGAAUUUGUGAACGCACAUGUGGAUACGUGCCUGGGUGAACAGGAGCCAGGCGAAGUGCAACAGAGUGCCUCAGAUGGAACUGACCUUCAUAAGUCAAACUACAAUAAGAAUCGGAAGACUUCAGGUACACCUGAUGUGUUGCAACUUGGCUCAACCCCUGAAACACCCUGUGUCAACCUCGUGGACAAAGACCUGAAGUGCAAUAUGAUAAGGACUAGCGACGGUGCCAAGUCUAUGUCAUUCAAGGAACAGGCUAGUGAGCCGGAGGAGGAUCCAGCAUCAAUGGAGUGCCCAGUGUGUGGUCAGGUCAUUUGGGAGACAAACUGGUCUAAAGUGAAUGAACACAUUGACACCUGCCUCAACAAGCCUAUGAUUCGGGAAAUGCUUUCCUCACAGGAUUUCACCAGCAGCCCCAUGCCUGAAAAGCGGAAAAUUGAGACGCCAAAAAGUCAACGGUCACAAAAGCGACCAAAGUUCAGUCAGCCACGGCAGCGAAAUUCCAUUACAAACUACCUCUCACCUUCCUGUUCAAAAUCUUGAGCCUGACCUCAACUGUUCAUUUCUUGUUGCAAAUAUAUAUAGGCUGUAAAUUGCACAUAAAACUGAAGGGUGCCUGUGAUAUGUGAAACUCCAACUUCUUAUACUUUGUUUCAAAGGUAUUUUAUACAAAUGGUGCAACAUUACAUUGUAUAGCUCGACCACCUGAAGGGUAGAGCUGUUGCCACGAGAUUCAAAGCUCAGGCGGGCAUUGCUGUUAGUUGUGCAUUGGCACCCUGCAGAACCUCACAUGCUGCAAAGCUUGACUGAUUUAUUAAUUGAUUUACUUAGUUAUUCAUUUACUCACUGGCUUUUUAAGACUUUGGUGACAGCUGCGACAUUCAGGAGCAGGUGUCAUUAUGUAGCUCCUAUAGUAAAGAAGAUGUUAACUAAUGUUAGUCUAGUUUCACAAGAGAAAAUAACCUUACUAUGCUUGUGCUCAUUGUUGUACCUGUGAAACAUUAUCGUGCAUUUGUUCUUUAAAGUGAUGUUUGUAACCAUGAAAAAUAUGCUACAAAUCCUAGCAUUCUCGCUUGUUUUUGCCCCCUUGUGUGCAUGCCUUUACAGGAAAGUAGUUAGAAGUUUCUAGUGUUUCGAGGAACUCUCCAACUAUGUCUUUAGAAUUAUGAAAUACUUACGACAUUCUAGCCUGUAACAUGAUCACGGUGCAUUAAUGUAUUCAUUCUUUUAUUCAUUAUGUACUUUUCUGUUGUUGAUGAACAUCAGUCAGCUGGUAAGAAGUGUGUGUAUUUGUGCUUGCAUGCAUUGUGUUUGUCAUAGACAACUGCGUUUAAAAAUCCAUGCAUUCAGCCUGAUGUUUGCCUGCUUGAGCACAUAGAUUUGAUAUAAGAGCAUGACCGAGGUAACAUUUCAGGUUUCCUCUGAAAAGUUUAAUUCAUAAUAACUUGUAGAAUGCACACAGGAAAUUAAUAUGCUUUGCUUUGUCACGUGUCUUCUUACAGUGAUCACUCAUUUCACCUUUGCUUGUAAUGGCUUCAUUUUGUGGGAUUAGUAAAAGAGUUGAGCUGACA
Molecule: messenger RNA, 3153 nt
Organism: Dermacentor andersoni
Lineage: Eukaryota; Metazoa; Arthropoda; Arachnida; Ixodida; Ixodidae
Product: DNA polymerase kappa-like
Biological process (GO): error-prone translesion synthesis
Cellular component (GO): nucleus
Molecular function (GO): DNA-directed DNA polymerase activity; damaged DNA binding
Source: RefSeq, a predicted model, not a curated record